CCGAGCGUCUGCCAUUCCAAAUCCGCGGCCACUUGAACUCGGCAGCCAAGCAGCCAUGGCUUCCCACCCGCCGCCGGCGGCGGAGCACCCUAUACCAUCCGCUCCCACCACCAUAAGUGCCCUCGACGACGACCAGCUCCGAGAGAUCUUCCUCCGCCUCCCGGACCUCCCCAGCCUCGCCUCCGCCGCCUUCACCUGCCGCACCUUCCUCGGCGCCGUCCGUUCGUCCCGCGCCUUCCGCCGCAGCUUCCGUGCGCUCCACGCGCCCCCGCUCCUCGCUCUCUUCCUCACACCCUACAUGCGCACGGUACCUACCUUCCCCGCCUCACGCCCCCCCACUGCCGCCAGAUUCAGUCCCCUACGAGACGACGACGCUUCCGAGUGGGGGGUCGAUUUCACCGAUCCUUCGAUUGCGUACGAUGAAGGCUUCAUCGCUCUCCAACAUCGGAGCACCAAGCAGGAAGUUUACUACAACCCCCAAACGAUGGCUCUGUUUCUCCACCCCCAGGAGCACCAUGACAUGCCCGACGGCACCACCCUUGAGUUCCACACACUCUCCCCCAAAGAGGAUCAGAGGCCGCCCCGUGUGGUCUCUGUCCGUCAUGACUACUCGCGGCCUUGGGCUCGCGUCGCCGUCUUCUCACCGGACACCAUGGAGUGGCAGAUUUUCCCGGAGACGGCCGCGCUGCUGCCUGAGGGAUUCAGGCGUACAACCCGCACGAUAGUGGAUGGGUUUAUCUGUUGGCGAUGCGAGUCUGUGGGCGGGGCAUCUCUCAGCGAGUACAUUUUGGUGCUCAACACAGAUAACUUUCAGUUCUCUCUAUUAGAUCUGCCGCCGCCCUUGAGAGUGGUAUACCCAGAAUUUAAGAUUGGUCAGACCAAGAAUGGGAGGCUCUGUAUCGUAAAUGAGAAGGAAUGCACACUUUCUGUUUGGAUCUUGACAGACAGUGAUGAUGGCGUCCAGCGAUUUGUGCUGCACAAUACGUUUCCGUUGCACUCUAGCUUUAUGGAGGUCACCAACUGUUCAGUGGAAGAUGUAAUCUCAGUGCGGCUUAUGACAGUUUUCAGUGGUUUUGUCUACCUUUCUAUUUCCCCCUGGAAGAAUUCCAUGGAGCAGUACAAAUCCCCUGAGUGGUUCCUGUCCUUCUCUCUGGAAACAGCGGAGCUGAACCAGCAUUUUAAGAAUAGAGAGCAACUUCCAUGCCCUGUCCAUCCCUACUUGGCCUGGCCUCCUUUGGUAUGCAGCAUGGAGGAUUCAGAAUCUGAAGUUACUGGAAACAUUUUGUGGGAUGUUGGUCCUGAGGGCACAGAAAAGGCUUCAUCUGUCCUCGUAACAGCAUUACGUCAUUCAGAGAAGCUUUGGUUAAGGACGGCGAAGCAAAUGUUGCAGAGAUAGAUGCCUUCCUACUUUCUGUUGACGCUGAGGAUGAGAAGAACUCUCUUGUGAGUAAAAUCACUGCUUUAGAUGAACUGUUGAUAACUGUGAGAGAUCGUGUCUUGAGGGUAGGUGCAGACUCUGAAUUCUACGGACAGAAGACAGAA
Molecule: messenger RNA, 1542 nt
Organism: Triticum dicoccoides
Lineage: Eukaryota; Viridiplantae; Streptophyta; Magnoliopsida; Poales; Poaceae
Exons: 2
Coding region: 56-1396 (446 amino acids)
Molecular function (GO): protein binding
Source: RefSeq, a predicted model, not a curated record